Molecule: messenger RNA, 2060 nt
Organism: Drosophila ananassae
Lineage: Eukaryota; Metazoa; Arthropoda; Insecta; Diptera; Drosophilidae
Gene: dpr19
Exons: 7
Coding region: 206-1363 (385 amino acids)
Biological process (GO): synapse organization
Cellular component (GO): neuron projection membrane
Source: RefSeq, a predicted model, not a curated record
CGGUUGGGGCACCAAGCAAUUCGAAUAGGAAUUGUGCCAUUUUCUCCAAACACACACCUACACACACCUAUGUGCAAAUAUAUUAGGAAUGCAGUGAAAAAAGGGCAUCACGAAAGUCGGUCUGCGCUCUCUGAUGAAGAAAAUGUUUCGGGUAUAAAGUGAAAUUGCAAAGUAUACGAUCUGUGGAGUUACGAAUUUGGGAAUAAUGGAACCGAAAAGAUGGCAUUUGCAUUUAUCAUGUUUUUUGCUACUCCUUAGUUCAACCUUUUCUGAUGUUGGAAAAAUUACGUCUUCUCAAAAUCAUUUUGGAAAUACUAUACAAAGUCAAUUCAAUACAAAAAACAAUACUCGUGUUAUUGCACAAAAAGGGGGUCUUGCCAUUUUACCGUGCGUGGUAAAAGUCAACUCUCCUGCAACGGUUUCCUGGAUACGAAGAAAGGACUUUCAGCUUCUGACAGUGGGUCUAUCCACGCACAGUAGCGACAAAAGAUUUUUGGUGGAACAUACCCGCCACAUGGGACAUUGGUCUCUAAGGAUUAAAGCAGUAAGAGAGGAGGACCGAGGCUUUUACGAAUGCCAAUUGUCAAUUUACCCAACCCAGUCAAUUGUUAUAGAAUUAAAGAUUGUCGAAGCGGUAGCGGAAAUAUCAAGUGCGCCAGAACUCCACAUAGAUGAGACUUCAACUUUACGACUGGAAUGCAAACUAAAGCGGGCAACGGAAAAUCCAGCAUUUGUAUUUUGGUACCAUGAUAGUAAAAUGAUUAAUUACGAUUCCCAGGGAGGAUUCGUGGUGACAUCGAUCGGGCAAAGUAACUUGCAAAGCGGACAGGUUUAUAGAAGUUCACCGGCGAAUAAAUCUCGCGCUACGGCUAAUGUAAACUCAAUGGAUUCCUCCCAUGGAGCCAUGAACAAUCUAUUGGGAAGUUCAGACAACUUCAAAGGAUCCAAUCCGCCUUCCUCGACACCGUAUUUCCUGGCACAUCAAUCCUCCUAUCUCCUUAAUCCUUCAGUAAGCGUCCUGACUGUAAAGCAAGUUAAUUUCCGGCAUGCUGGCAAUUAUACAUGCGCCCCAUCAAAUGCCCGCCCAGCUAGCAUUACAGUACAUGUUUUAAGAGGUGAGAAAACGGCAGCGAUGCAGCACGCCAACAGGACUAUUUUGGAUUCAGAAAAUAGCGGAAACGGAACUUUUGGAUUGAUCAGCUUGGGAGGACUUAAUGGCACUGCCAGUGUAGCAUUGACCGAAAGCCUAUUGCAUUUUUAUGGCAUGUUCCUGCUAGUAGCCGCGGUAGUUUUAGAUCGAUUCUCAUUAGCAGCAACUCACAAAGUAUUCUUAGCUUCCAUCGUAGUUCUUUUGCAUAGCUGAAACAUAUAAUUCACGAUACUAGGAAUGGAGCCACUUCAAUCAUUCGAAAAUAAAGAAUUGAUAUUUUCAAAUAGAAGAUGUAUAUAGAUCAUUGACAUACCAUAUUAAACAAAUUGUAAGACAUUUACGUAUUUUAAGAUUAACUGUAAAUAGACUUCCAUUACAUGCAAUGUAUUGAAUUGAGAAAUAAGAGAAUUCAAAGAACUUGUUACCCAAAUCUUAAAAAAUGCAAAAUCGUUAAAUCAAAAUGGAUUUAGCAAAGCAGAAUUGGAUGGCUCGAGGUGGUACGAUAUAAUGUAUGCUUAGAUGUUCAUAUUUAUUGACUGGUACUGACAUUUUAAUGUUAAAAACAAAGGAAUUAGAAUAAAUUAUUGAUAAAAUAAAAAACCAUACCAAUUUGUUACCUAAUAACUCGAAAAAUUUGAUCGUCACCUUUAAACUGUUAUUCUGCUCAGUGUUCGAUAUUUAGUAUAUAGAAGGAUUUAUGUAAGCACCUUUAGAAGUAUGGUAAUUCGUAUAUUGUAUGUAAAACUGUAAAUAAAUAUUACUUUCGUGAGCGUUUAGGAAGCGCUGUCUUGAAUCCAAAUGGGCCUAAAUGCCUGUAUUGUUUUGUUUAAAUUAAAAUACGGAAUGCAUACAAGUCAAUACAUUUUGUUGCAAAAUACCAAGGUUUUAAAUAAACAAAUCCAUUUUAAAA